UGGCCGUCCCUGGUGCCAACCGACUCGGUAUAUAAGUGCGUGUGUAACGGCGAUCGGGCGGACCUCCACCGGUAUUAUAAUAUUGUAUCAUUCCACUCCUGCCGAUCGCGACGAUCAUCGCACGACCACGUCUAAGUCUCUGUAUCAACAGUAAGCCAGAUCCAAAUUAACUGAAAUAAAAAUGAAAUCCAUCGCAGCCGUGGUCUGUACUCUUCUUCUAGUCUCUACAAUAAUAUCAGCUGCUCCAUCUUACAUGGACUACGAGAAUGCCAAAGAUCUGUACGAACUUUUGUUGCAAAGGGAUCUAAUAGACUCCAUGGGAAACUCUUUGAUCGAUCCCAAUCAACAUCGCAUGGUCCGCAAAAAUCAGAGGUCUCCGUCGUUGAGGUUAAGGUUCGGACGCCGAAGCGAUCCGGCGCUCUAUCAGAACGCCUUGAAUGCAGAGUACCACAACGAUUCCGAUGUGAAUUAAAUGCGCCCUUCAUCGGAAGUUAUACAUUAUACUCUUCUUAUUUAAAAUCAUUCGCUUCGUUGUAAAACCCUUAAUUUGUUUAUAUUUUACAUCCACACCAGUGCUUUUUUAACCAAAUUGUACUUUAAGUAUACAUUUUAGUGUUUACAGAUUUUUUAGCGUAGUUGAUUGUAUUCCACUUUAGUUCUAAUGUAAAUUUUACAUUCCCGAUAAAAAAAUAUAUUUGUUUAUUCCACAAAUUAACAAUACUCUUAAAUAUAUGUCAAAAUAUUCAAUAACAGUCAUAAUAUAUUUUGUUAAUAUUUCAAUAAUAACAUUAUUAAUAUGAUUCUAAUUCUAAUUAUUAUUAUUGCAGUCAAUACCUAUUCUAAACCAUAAUUUGAAAAAAUAGAUUUGAACUUAUGUGAAUUUCCGAGUAAUAUUUUUUUUCUCAGAAGCCACUACUUAUUCUACCAAAGGAUUUAAAAAUUAAUAAUAAAACUAUAUAUAAUUUAAUAUUAUAUAUAUAUGAAAUAUUGAUAAUACUAAGUACUAUAGAUACUAGGUACUAAUAGUAAAUGAAGUGGUUAUGGAAAUUUGCGUACAGUUUUUGGAAUGAAUAAUGUUUAUAAAGCGAAUAAAACAUAUUUAAACUUAUAACUAUUAAAGAAAUAUUACAUUUUAAUGAAA
Messenger RNA from Rhopalosiphum padi (bird cherry-oat aphid), 1141 nucleotides. RefSeq names its product short neuropeptide F (gene sNPF). The record is from RefSeq and is a predicted model, not a curated record. NCBI's taxonomy places the organism in Eukaryota, Metazoa, Arthropoda, Insecta, Hemiptera, Aphididae. The coding region runs from base 182 to 472 and encodes 96 amino acids. The transcript is spliced from 4 exons.